Gossypium arboreum is the source of this 1114-nucleotide messenger RNA. Its product is annotated as spermidine synthase 2-like. The transcript has 9 exons. Bases 1 to 1020 code for a protein of 339 amino acids. Gene Ontology annotation, cellular component: cytosol. Gene Ontology annotation, biological process: spermidine biosynthetic process. Gene Ontology annotation, molecular function: spermidine synthase activity. The record is from RefSeq and is a predicted model, not a curated record. Lineage: Eukaryota; Viridiplantae; Streptophyta; Magnoliopsida; Malvales; Malvaceae.
AUGGCAGAGAUGAAUAACAUCGUUUCUGGUGCAAAUAUUCACAUAAGCGACCAGAGGAAGAUUGUGAGUAUCAGCAAUGAUAGUAAUUGUGAGACUCUGACUAGUGGAGGUGAUGAAAACAUGGUGGACAAUAUUAAAGAAGCUGGUGGAUGGUUUGCUGAGCAUUGUCCAAUAUGGCCAGGACAAGCACACUACAUAAAGGUCGAGAAAGUUUUAUUCGAGGGGAAGUCAAAGUACCAAAGAAUGAUGGUGUUUCUGUCAUCAGGAUAUGGAAAGGUGUUUGUGUUAGACGGGGCACUCCAACUGACCGAGAAGGAUGAAUGUUCAUAUCAAGAAAUGAUGACCCACCUUCCUCUUUGCUCCAUUCCAGCCCCCAACAAGGUGUUGCUGAUUGGUGGAGGAGAUGGUGGCAUCCUCCGGGAAAUAUCUCGACACAAUUCUGUCCACCACAUUGAUAUAUGCGAGAUAGACACUGUGCUGAUUGAUGUGUAUAAGGAAUUCUUCCCUGAUAUUGCCAUUGGUUAUGAUGAUCCUCGCGUAACACUUCAUGUUCAAGAUGGAACUGCAUUCUUGAAAUCUGUUCCAAAUGGUACCUAUGAUGCAAUAAUAGUGGAUGCAUUUGACCCCAUAAGACCAGAACAUGAACUUUUGGACAGUCCAUUCUUUAAGUUGGCAGCAAAAGCUCUCCGUCCAGGAGGAGUGAUGUGCAUCCAGGCAGAAAGCUUAUGGUAUCAGCCAUUCGACAUUGAACAACUCAUUUCAAGUUUUCGUCAUAUUUUCAAAGGAUCUAUCAGCUAUGCCUGGACUAUUGUUCCCACUUAUCCAAGUGGAGUGAUUGGUUUCUUGCUUUGUUCAACCGAAGGGCCAUAUGUUGACUUCAAAGUGCCUGUCAACCCCAUCGAUCCCGACCAGAUUUCGGGUGUAGCCAAACAACCCUUGAAAUUUUACAACUCAGAGGUACACUCAGCUGCGUUUUGUUUGCCAACUUUUGCGAAAAAGACAAUGGACCUCAAUGUUUGAGUAGAUUGUUUAAUGUUUCACAAUGUGCGCAAUGCAAGUUUCCAAUAAAACUAUAUGCAAAUACCAACACAUGAUUUUUUUCCCUUGUAUCACA